Vidua chalybeata is the source of this 1683-nucleotide messenger RNA. Its product is annotated as zinc finger protein 436-like. NCBI's taxonomy places the organism in Eukaryota, Metazoa, Chordata, Aves, Passeriformes, Viduidae. Gene Ontology annotation, cellular component: nucleus. Gene Ontology annotation, biological process: regulation of transcription by RNA polymerase II. The transcript has 4 exons. Bases 175 to 1602 code for a protein of 475 amino acids. The record is from RefSeq and is a predicted model, not a curated record. Gene Ontology annotation, molecular function: RNA polymerase II cis-regulatory region sequence-specific DNA binding; DNA-binding transcription activator activity, RNA polymerase II-specific.
GUGAAGCCCCAUGGAACCAAGGAGUCCAUUGUCACAUUUUGGGGCCCCAUGGAAGCAAGGAGACCAGUGUGAGAGUGCAGGGCCUGGUGUAACCAAAGGGACAUUGUGACACUGAGGGGCCCCUUGGAACCAAAGACAUCUUUGCAGAUGACACCAAGCUGGAUGUGAGUGUGGAUGUGCUGGAGGGUAGGAGGGCUCUGCACAGGGCCCUGGACAGGCUGGAUCCAGGGCCCAAAUCCAACAAGGAGCACCUUGCCUACUGGAUUCCCAGAGGACAAGAGCUCCAUCAGCACCACUGGACCUUCAGAGGAAGACCAGACCCUUCUACAGGAUCACUGCUUUGACAGAAUCACGUUCAUCACUGCAACAGGACUGCAGCCACCAUUUCAUCAGACUGCUACCACCACCCUGCCCAACGGGGUGUCAGAACAGAAUUUCCCAUCCCCAAACCGUCGCCACAUGGAGGAGGAGGCUGCAAGGAUGAGGAAGGAACCCUGGGACACCCAGGCAGACCAGGAGCUGAGGAUGGAGACCAGGGAGGACAAAUCUCCAUGGCAGAACCUCGUGGAAGAGGCCUUUUUGAGCGGCUCCAUGGCACAGGAAUCCAACGGGGAGGAAAAUCCCCAGAGAUCCUACAGGAGGAGGGGCUCCAAGCCCAGCCCAGGGUGCUCUGAGGAGGAAAGACCCACCCUGGGCCAGGAAGGUGGACAGAGCUCCAACCAGAGCUCAGAGCUGGUGGUCCAUGAGCAGCUCCAUGAUGGGGAGAAGCCCCACAAGUGCUUGGAGUGUGGGAAGAGCUUCAGGCGGAGCAACAACCUGAUCUGCCACCAGAUGAUCCACACUGGGGAAUGGCCCUACGAGUGUGGGGAGUGUGGGAAGGGCUUCAGCUGCAGAUCCAACCUCAUCACCCACCAACGCAUCCACACAGGGGAGAGGCCCUACGAGUGUGGGGAAUGUGGGAAGAGCUUCAGCCGAAGGUCCUACUUGAUAAGCCACCAGAUCAUCCACACUGGGGAAAGGCCAUACAAAUGUGGGGAAUGUGGGAAGAGCUUCAGCCAAAGGUCCAAACUGAUCAUCCACCAAAUGGUCCACACUGGGGAGAGGCCCUACGAGUGUCCCGAGUGUCAGAAGAGCUUUCACACCAGCUCCAGUCUCCUUGUGCAUGAGCGGAUUCACACAGACGAGAGGCCCUUCCGCUGCCCUGACUGCAGGAAGGGUUUCAAGCACAACUCCACCCUUUUCAAGCACCAGCGCGUCCACACCGGGGUGAGGCCCUACGAGUGUGGGGAAUGUGGGAUGAGCUUCAGCCAGAGCUCAAGCCUGAUCUGCCACCAGAGGACCCACACUGGGGAGAGGCCCUAUGAGUGUCCCCAGUGUCUGAAGAGGUUUCACACCAGCUCCCAUCUCCUCCUGCACCAGCGGGUUCACACCGAGGAGAGGCCCUUCCUCUGCCCUGACUGCGGGAUGGGCUUCAAGCACAACUCCCACCUCAUCAGGCACCGGCGCGUCCACACCGGGGAGAGGCCCUACGAGUGUCCCCAGUGUGGGAAGAGCUUAAUCCAGAGCUCUGGAUUGACCCGACACCAACGGACCCACCGGUAAGGAAAGCCCUGCAAGUGCCCCAACUGCAGGAAGAGCUUUGUGCACUGCUCCAACUCCAUCCCCCAUGGGAGGACCCACGUU